Molecule: messenger RNA, 1364 nt
Organism: Aspergillus brunneoviolaceus CBS 621.78
Lineage: Eukaryota; Fungi; Ascomycota; Eurotiomycetes; Eurotiales; Aspergillaceae
Exons: 1
Coding region: 396-1163 (255 amino acids)
Source: RefSeq, a predicted model, not a curated record
CUUUCUUUAGUUUGUUGCUAGACUAUCCCCAAUCCCCAUCUAGCUAGACCAAGCAAUUUUAUAAAUUUCACCUUGUUUCUCGUAUCCACCCCCUCUCACUCAUUAGGAUUGUCGAUUAAUCUUUUAUCCUCUCUCUCCCUCUCUCUCCCUCCCCCCGCACACUUGCAUUCUCACCCUCUUACACCCAGAGCAGUCAUUCGCUAAGCCCCUCCUGCCUUCUUCUUCCCUUCAGUUGCUUCCUCUUCCUCUUCCUCUUCCUCUUCCUCUUCCUCCUCCUCCUAUAUUUACUAGUAGUAGUAAUAACCGAAGAUCAAACAAACAAAAAAAAACACACCGGGCUUUACUGCUACCAGUUCUCUCUUCCCCAUCCUCCUCCUCCUCCUCCGCUCCACACCAUGUUCUGGUUUCUCUCUCACCGCCGCCGACAACAACAUCAACAACAGGCCUUGCUCCCGUUGUUCUCCCUUCUCUCCUCGGCUUCCUCUUCCUCUUCUUCUUCAUCUUCGAGCUCAAGCCUCCAAAUACGUAGAGUACUAAAAGCCCCUGGCCGGCCCAUUGCGAUUCGUGCAGAUCAAAUCACCGAUACUAAGACCACUCUCGUCGUGCGCCCCCAAGGCGAUGCCCAAUCUGCCGUGGCGUACAAGAUCGAAGACCUUGAUGGAAUCACCCUCUUCACCGCCACCGGCCGCAAGUUCUCGCACCGUCCUUGCCGCGAAUUCCGCGAUGCCUCGGGGCUUCCGCUGUUUGAGCUGCACCGACGCCUCUCUUUCCGCAACAAUUGGUCCGUCACGCUCCCGGGCUCGUCCCUCAAGGAUAAAACCUACUCUCCACUGGCUACGGGUUCGCGGCGUCGGGCAAGUCGCCGUUCGGCCGCCUCCUUUGGCUCGACCACGCGCGGGGGAAACUUCACCAUCACCUUUGAUAACGUCGCCGCCGUUGACGGCAAACAGCCUGAGGAACGGGUACUGACCCUAGAGGUACAGCGGCAUGGGAAUGUCCUCGCACUGUUCGACAUCGUUGAUGGGGAUCGUAAGAUCGCGGAAGUGAGGGAAAGUAUCCGCCAUAACGAAAAGCUGGCCUUGAUGCCAGCCUCGCGCGUGGGCUACAGGCCUGUGUUGGAUGUCAUUGUGACUCCCGGGGUGGAUUUGGCUUUGGUACGUUAGCUUGCUCCCAACUGGCUGAGCACGCGCAGAACAAACUGAUGGUGAUUUAUUUGGUGCUACAGGUUGCGACCAUCGCGGUCAUCGCGUCAGACACAGUUUUUGCAUCGAAUUAUUGAUUUUUGUUCAGCCAAGGCGCAUGGAAGAAGCACCUGAUUCUAGAUGCCAACAACAUUUAUGAUUUUCACGACCGACUUAUCAUAU